Momordica charantia (bitter melon) is the source of this 1056-nucleotide messenger RNA. NCBI's taxonomy places the organism in Eukaryota, Viridiplantae, Streptophyta, Magnoliopsida, Cucurbitales, Cucurbitaceae. The record is from RefSeq and is a predicted model, not a curated record.
GUAAUUGGCAAUUUACAAGGUGGAGAGAAGGCCUAUAUCUCUUGUACAAUGCAACUAUGAGCUCUAUAAAUAGGUUAUGCGAUUCCAAAGGAAGUUUUACAAAAUUUUCUCUCAACAUUUGUGAAGAAGGUUUGAUUUCGGGCAUGAAGAAGAAGAAAGUGUUUGAUGCGUGGAUCGCCAUGGAUGAAUAAGCAGCUGCAGAUCUGAGGACUUUUUUGCAGCAUGACAUAUUUGAUGGAAGAAAGAAAAGGAGAUGCAAGAAUUCUAAUAAUCUCCGGGGUGAUCUUCCUCUGCAUUAUCUCCGGCGGUCUCCUCCUCGGCCUCUACCUUUAUCUCCCGCAAUCGGAAUCCACCGAUUGGUAUCCGAUCGUCGGGAUCGUACUCGUCGCUACUCCUUGGAUCUUCUGGCUUCUUGUUUAUUUGUAUCAUUGCUUCAAACCCGCUGCUCAGCCUCAGCCUCCUCGAUUCAAUGCCUUCAAUUCCUCUACCAAUCGGGCGCCGCCCGCUGCCAAUCCAUCGGGGGCAGAAUCUCCAAAUUGUGAUUCUCCCGGCGGCGGGAAGCGUCGGGUGCAUUUCGGAACAACCAGGGAAGAGGGUAUGGAUUCAAAUACCAAUGGAGGAAACAAUCAUGAAAAGUGCCCUAGGGAAAGUGAAUUGCCAUUAAGUCCCUCCAUCUCGUCUUCGUAGUAUUGGGUUGGAACAAUGUAUUUCGAACAGAAGCAGAUAGAUUUCAAACAUGCAUUUGAGGGGUCAACUACAUUGUGAUUCCCAAAGAUUGUUGUACCGUGAUGGGCCGAGGAACGUCGAACCAUGGAUUGGUACAUAUUUUUGCAACAAUAAACGGGGAGGAGCAAAAAAGGUGAGUAAAUGUGAUGAUCUACAAAGGAAAAUUACCAUAAAAUUUUAAGCAUCAUGAGAUUGAUAUUGUUUGCAACUUAGAUACUACAAACAUGAGAGGAAAUAGGUAGGUUAAGGACUCGGAUUGACUUUGUUUGUUUGUGAUUCAUAUGUAUUUCUCGAUCGAGAGAGGAAUAUAUAUACAUGUUUGAUUAGUGU